Messenger RNA from Penicillium canariense, 576 nucleotides. RefSeq names its product S-(hydroxymethyl)glutathione synthase. The record is from RefSeq and is a predicted model, not a curated record. Gene Ontology annotation, molecular function: zinc ion binding; S-(hydroxymethyl)glutathione synthase activity. NCBI's taxonomy places the organism in Eukaryota, Fungi, Ascomycota, Eurotiomycetes, Eurotiales, Aspergillaceae. Gene Ontology annotation, biological process: formaldehyde catabolic process. The coding region runs from base 1 to 576 and encodes 191 amino acids. The transcript has a single exon.
AUGGUCGCCUCUAUUCACCCUCUGAUCGAUAACGGCCUCGUGAAGGGCGACCCCAACUUCGCGGGCGGCACCCUCUACUGCCACUGCCCAUCCGAUCAAGUCGUGAUCGCCUUGACCAGCAACAUCGCCCAUAACCACGCAUGCGGAUGCAGCAAGUGCUGGAAGCCCCGAGGGGCCCUGUUUUCCAUCGUCGGUGUCAUCCCUCGCAACAACGUCAGCGUGCAGGCCAACGAAUCGAAACUGAUCAUCAUUGAUCCCUCUGCUGUCAUCCAGCGCCAUGCCUGCCGUGAUUGCGGUGUCCACUUGUUCGGCCGUAUCGAGCAGCCACAUGCCUUCCACGGGCUGGACUUCGUCCACGCGGAGUUGUCCGACCAGAAGGGCUGGCAGGAGCCCCAAUUCGCCGGCUUCGUCUCCUCGAUCAUCGAGCAGGGAUUUGACCCGAAGGGAAUGGAUGGCGUCCGGGCCAAAUUCAAGUCUGUCGGAUUGGACACCUACGACGCGCUGUCGCCGCCGCUGAUGGACCUGCUCGCGACCUUUGCGGCACAGAAGGCCGGCGUGAAGUUCGCCAACCUGUAA